Messenger RNA from Melospiza georgiana, 955 nucleotides. RefSeq names its product ankyrin repeat and SOCS box containing 12 (gene ASB12). Gene Ontology annotation, biological process: positive regulation of transcription by RNA polymerase II. Gene Ontology annotation, molecular function: transcription cis-regulatory region binding; protein binding. The record is from RefSeq and is a predicted model, not a curated record. Gene Ontology annotation, cellular component: nucleus. NCBI's taxonomy places the organism in Eukaryota, Metazoa, Chordata, Aves, Passeriformes, Passerellidae. The transcript is spliced from 2 exons. Bases 1 to 927 code for a protein of 308 amino acids.
AUGACCCUGAUGGACAUCAACAAGAUGUUCUCGCUGCUGCAGCCCGGGGAUGACGAGGAGGCCAGCGGGGAGAGCGAGGAGCUGAGCCGGGCGGUGUGCCGGGAUGACCACGAGGCGCUGGCCCGGCUCCUGUCGCAGGACCGCUACCGGCGGCUGAUCAACCGGCGGAGCGGCUGGGGCGUGCCCAGCACCCCGCUGCGCCUGGCGGCGGCUCGGGGCAGCGAGCGGAGCCUGCGGCUGCUGCUGCAGCACGGAGCGCUCGUGGACAGCCUGGACGUGAAGGCGCAGACGCCGCUCUUCGUGGCGGUCAGCAACGGGCACGGCGAGUGCGUGCGGCUGCUGCUGGAGGCGGGCGCCAGCCCCGCGGGCAGCGCCUACAACAACUGCUCGCCGCUGCUGCUGGCGGCCCGCGACGGCCGGGCGGGCAUCGUGCGGCUGCUGCUGGAGCACGGCGCCGAGCCCAACGCGCGGGCCCGCCUGCCCGAGUGGGCGGCCAACACCGCGGCCUGCUCGGGCCCGCUCUAUCUGGCGGCCGCCUACGGGCACCUGGAGUGCUUCCGCCUGCUGCUGCUGCACGGCGCCGACCCCGACUACAACUGCGCCGAGCCGGCCGUGCUGGCGCAGAUCCGCGAGCCCAAGACGCUGCUGGAGACGUGCCUGAGGCAUGGCUGCCGCCCCGACUUCAUCCGCCUGCUCAUCGACUUCGGGGCCAACGUGUACCUGCCCGGCGUGCCUCACAGCGACCGGCCCGGCCCGCGCAGCGAGGGGCUGGAGCUGCUGCUGCACGCCAGAGCUCAUCCCAAAUCCCUGCUGUCCCAGUCCCGGCUGGCCCUGAGGCGCCUCCUGAAGCAGCCUGGCCGCUCGGCCGCCCUCGGAGAGCUGGAGAUCCCCACAGCCCUGGCCAAGUACCUGCAGCACCAGCCGUGAUGCCAGCCUGCCCAGGGACACCACUGAG